Molecule: messenger RNA, 2400 nt
Organism: Rubroshorea leprosula
Lineage: Eukaryota; Viridiplantae; Streptophyta; Magnoliopsida; Malvales; Dipterocarpaceae
Source: the annotation of a GenBank genome assembly
CAAAUCCCGAUGUGAAUUUGUAUGGAUCCCAUCCGUUUUAUAUGGACGUUAGGUCGGCGUCGGAUGAUGGCAAAGUUCCAGCAGGGUCCACUCAUGGAGUUUUGUUGCUUAACAGCAAUGGUAUGGAUGUAAUAUACAGUGGUGAUAGGAUAACUUAUAAAGAUGAGUGGACCCUGCUGGAGUUUUGUUGCUUAACAGCAAUGGUAUGGAUGUAAUAUACAGUGGUGAUAGGAUAACUUAUAAAGUUAUCGGUGGAAUCAUUGAUUUGUACAUUUUUAGUGGGCCGUCACCGGAGUUGGUGGUACAGCAGUACACAGACCUCAUCGGCCGACCUGCUCCGAUGCCAUAUUGGUCAUUUGGGUUCCAUCAAUGUCGAUGGGGUUACAAGAAUGUUUCCGAUGUUGAGGGGGUGGUAGCCGGUUAUGCAAAAGCCGGUAUUCCUCUUGAGGUUAUGUGGACAGAUAUUGAUUACAUGGAUGCUUUUAAGGAUUUUACUCUUGAUCCCAUCAAUUAUCCGGUGGAGCAGAUGAAGACAUUUGUCAACACACUUCACCAAAAUGGUCAAAAAUAUGUACUUAUCUUGGAUCCUGGUAACAUUUCAAAUCUUCUUUUAUGAAUAGUAUUGUAUAGUAUAGUAUAGUAUGUUAGAACCAGAUAUGAACAGACAAGUUUUCUAGAGAAUUAACAUUUUUAAAGCCACUUUAUUGGGUAAUUGUUUGGUCUCUCUCUGCAGGUAUUAGUAUUAAUGAGUCAUAUGCAACUUUCAAAAGAGGAAUGCAGGCAGAUAUAUUUCUGAAACUUGAUGGUAUUCCUUACCGUGGUCGAGUUUGGCCUGGGGAUGUAUACUUUCCUGAUUUUAUGAACCCUGCAUGCAGAGUGUUUUGGGGUAACGAGAUCAAAUUAUUUCAUGAUCUUCUCCCCUUUGAUGGCCUUUGGCUUGACAUGAAUGAGAUAUCCAAUUUCAUCACCUCCCCUUCCAACCCAUCUUCUACUCUUGAUAACCCUCCUUACCAAAUUAACAGUGCUGGAGUCAAGCGACCUAUUAAUAACAGGACUGUUCCAGCAAGUUCUAUACAUUUUGGUAACAUUACAGAGUAUAAUGCACAUAACCUUCAUGGUCUAUUAGAAGUUAAAGCAACAAAUGCAGCUUUGGUCAAUAUUACCCAAAAAAGGGCAUUUAUACUUUCUAGAUCAACUUUUGUGAGCUCUGGGAAGUACACAGCUCAUUGGACCGGUGAUAAUGCUGCAAGUUGGAAUGAUUUGGCAUACAGUAUACCGUCUAUUCUCAAUUUUGGACUCUUUGGAAUUCCAAUGGUUGGGGCCGAUAUAUGUGGUUUUUCUGGAAGCACAACUGAAGAACUCUGUAGACGUUGGAUUCAGCUUGGUGCCUUUUAUCCUUUUGCGAGAGACCACUCUGAUAAAGGCACUGCACGUCAAGAGCUUUAUCUCUGGGAUUCUGUUGCUGCAACAGCGAAGAAGGUGCUUGGCCUCCGCUAUCAGUUACUUCCCUACUUCUAUACAUUGAUGCAUGAGGCACACACAAAUGGAACCCCCAUUGCAAGACCCCUUUUUUUCUCAUUUCCUCAAGACAUAAACACGUAUGAAGUCAGUUCACAGUUUUUGAUUGGAAAGGGUGUAUUGGUAUCACCUGUUUUGAAACCUGGAGCUGUCUCAGUCGAUGCAUACUUCCCAGCAGGAAACUGGUUUGAUCUCUUUAACCAUUCCAACUCUAUCAGGGUGUAUUCUGGGAAAAACAUCACACUUGAUGCACCACCUGAUCAUAUAAACGUACAUGUCUUGGAAGGGAAUAUCUUGGCGCUGCAAGGAGAAGCCAUGACAACUCAAGAAGCUAGAAAUACGUCAUUCCGCCUCCUGGUAGUCGUCAGCACCAAAGGAAACAGCACGGGGGAAGUUUUCUUGGAUGAUGGAGAAGAAGUGGAGAUGGGAGUUGAGGGAGGGAAUUGGAGUUUAGUUCAAUUCAAUGCUGGACUUACAGGGGAUAAAGUAACAGUUAGAUCAUACAUUGUGAAUGAAGAAUUUGCUCUGAGUCAAAAGUGGAUCAUAGAUAAGGUGACAUGUAUAGGACUGGGAAAGGCUGAAGGACUCAAGGAAUAUAAGCUAUACAUUAACAAGGGAAUGAAUGUUACUAAAAACAGAGACAUAAGAGCAAGUUUUGAUAGCAACGGAGAGUUCUCUGUUGUAGAGGUGUCAGAGUUGUCUUUGUUAAUGGGAGAGGAGUUCCAGUUAGAGUUAGAGCUUAGCAUGUAGCAUACCAAAAUUGAAAGAGUGAAUAAAACAUCAUCAUUUGGGUUCCUUGUGGCCCCAGGCCUUUUCCUAUUUGCCGUUGUAUUUUGGACGUUGAUUGUGAUAUUUAAUGGUGAAUAAUUAUCAGUAUUUAUC